Molecule: messenger RNA, 1276 nt
Organism: Drosophila persimilis
Lineage: Eukaryota; Metazoa; Arthropoda; Insecta; Diptera; Drosophilidae
Gene: Mdh2
Product: malate dehydrogenase, mitochondrial
Exons: 4
Coding region: 31-1041 (336 amino acids)
Biological process (GO): tricarboxylic acid cycle; carboxylic acid metabolic process
Cellular component (GO): cytoplasm; mitochondrion
Molecular function (GO): L-malate dehydrogenase (NAD+) activity
Source: RefSeq, a predicted model, not a curated record
AAUAUUUAUUAAUAAAAAAAUCAUCCGAAAAUGUUGAAGCAAGUAACCAGGCAAUUGGCCCUCCAGGGAGUGCGCAACUUCUCGGUCAGCCAGCAGAACAACUUCAAAGUGACCGUCUGUGGUGCCUCCGGCGGCAUUGGCCAGCCUCUGUCGCUGUUGCUCAAGCAGAAUCCCCUGGUCACGGAUCUGUCUCUGUACGACAUUGUGCACACACCCGGUGUGGCCGCCGAUCUGUCCCACAUUGACACCAAGAGCAAGACUGUCGGAUUCAUGGGCGCCGACCAGCUGGGCGAAUCCCUGAAGGGCUCCGAUGUGGUUGUCAUUCCCGCUGGAGUUCCCCGCAAACCGGGCAUGACCCGCGAUGAUCUGUUCAACGUGAACGCCGGCAUCAUCAAGGACAUUGCCAGCUCCAUUGCCAAGAACUGCCCCAAGGCCCUGAUAGCCAUCAUCACGAAUCCCGUGAACACCUGCGUGCCAAUUGCUGCCGAGAUCCUUAAGAAGGCUAGUGUCUACGAUCCCAAUCGUCUGUUCGGUGUCUCCACCCUGGAUGUGGUGCGUGCCCGCGCCUUCAUCGGCCAUGCCCUGAAUGUUGAUCCACAGACAGUGCAGAUCCCCGUGAUCGGCGGCCAUUCGGGUGUGACCAUUCUGCCCGUGCUGUCCCAGAGCCAGCCUCUGUUCAAGGGCAGCCAGGACGUCAUCGAGAAGCUAACGGUGCGCAUCCAGGAGGCCGGCACUGAGGUGGUCAAAGCCAAGGCUGGAGCCGGUUCAGCCACCCUCUCGAUGGCCUAUGCCGGUGCCCGCUUUGCUGGAUCCCUGCUGAAGGGCCUCAACGGCGAGAAGAACGUUAUCGAGUGCUCCUAUGUGCAGUCGACCAUCACGGAGGCCACCUUCUUCUCCACCCCUCUGGUGCUGGGCAAGUCAGGUCUGAAAGAGAACCUGGGUCUGCCUAAGCUCAAUGACUACGAGAAGAAGCUGCUGGAGGCCGCCAUCCCCGAGCUAAAGAAGAACAUCCAGAAGGGCAUUGACUUUGCCAACGCCUAGGAACCAGCAUACAUCCAUCCAUCCCACGAAUUCCCUUGAUUGUGUACUUCAUUAGCGCCUUUGUGUCUUGUGUCCAAACCACCGGAUUGGCAUACUCCCUUUUAGCAAAUCUUUCUUUUUAAGUUGGAAAAGUGUGCAACGCUUAGCGUGUGCAAAGAUUAGCCAGAUCUGCGCUCUGUGUGUCGUAAGCAAUGCAAUCUGUUGAUAUCUGAAAUAAACAAACUAUGAAAUUGGA